Molecule: messenger RNA, 297 nt
Organism: Trypanosoma brucei brucei TREU927
Lineage: Eukaryota; Euglenozoa; Kinetoplastea; Trypanosomatida; Trypanosomatidae
Exons: 1
Coding region: 1-297 (98 amino acids)
Biological process (GO): microtubule-based movement
Cellular component (GO): cytoplasm; cytoplasmic dynein complex
Molecular function (GO): dynein intermediate chain binding
Source: RefSeq, a predicted model, not a curated record
AUGACGAGUGAGCGCGUGGAAAGUGUGCUGGAACUCAUUACAUAUACGAAAGGUGUUGCAGGCGCUGUUGUGUGCAACCGCAACGGUGAACCAAUCCGUGAUAGUUUUCAAGACUUGGAUCGAAACCGUGCCGUGGCGUACAGCAACAUGGCAGCCGACCUCGCGCGUGAUGCUGCUCUUUUGUUUAGUGCGGAUGAGUCUCUUGAUGCUGUGCGAGUACGAUCCCUCAACAACGAAAUUAUUAUCAAAUGCCACGAGGAAUUCUUGCUUGUUGUGAUACAGGAGCUCACGAAGUGA